AUGGUGAAUUCACAGCUUUUUAAGCGUAUGGUUCAGAUUGGCCGCGUUGUUUUGCUUAUAAAUGGUGAUUUUAAGAAUCGGAUUGCUGUCAUUGUUGAAAUUUUGGAUUGCCGACGGGUUGUUCUUGAUGGCCCAAAAACCUGUGUUUCCCGGCAUAUUGCUUCUUGUAAUGAUUUUCUUCUUACAUCUAUCAUGGUUCAUUCUCUUGCUCACGGUGCGCGUACUGGCAUUGUUGCUAAGCGCUGGGAUGCACAAGAUAUAACUGCUCAGUGGAAUAAAACAACAAUGGCAAAAAAAUUACUUUCUCGGCAACGUAGAGCACAAUUAAAUGAUUUUGAGCGAUUUCAGGUGAUGCUUUUGAAGAAACAACGGCGUAUUGAGGUAGCAAAGACACUUUCAGUUGCAAGUUUGUAA
This is a messenger RNA of Pneumocystis jirovecii RU7, 414 nucleotides long. RefSeq lists its product as uncharacterized. Gene Ontology annotation, cellular component: ribosome; cytosolic large ribosomal subunit. Lineage: Eukaryota; Fungi; Ascomycota; Pneumocystomycetes; Pneumocystales; Pneumocystaceae. The transcript is spliced from 4 exons. Bases 1 to 414 code for a protein of 137 amino acids. Gene Ontology annotation, biological process: ribosomal large subunit biogenesis; translation. The record is from RefSeq and is a predicted model, not a curated record. Gene Ontology annotation, molecular function: RNA binding; structural constituent of ribosome.